Molecule: messenger RNA, 1059 nt
Organism: Aspergillus melleus
Lineage: Eukaryota; Fungi; Ascomycota; Eurotiomycetes; Eurotiales; Aspergillaceae
Product: ketopantoate reductase family protein
Exons: 1
Coding region: 1-1059 (352 amino acids)
Cellular component (GO): mitochondrion; cytoplasm
Molecular function (GO): NADP binding; 2-dehydropantoate 2-reductase activity
Source: RefSeq, a predicted model, not a curated record
AUGACCUCCUUCUCUACAGCCUCCCCCAAGCCAGUCUCACCACGAAUCCACGUUCUCGGACUCGGCAGUAUCGGCUGUUUCGCUGCACAUUGCAUUACUGAGAUCACGAAAGGCCCAUCCGUCACUCUACUUCUCCACCGGAAGUCCCUCCUCGACGCAUACCGCCAGAACGGCAAUCGCAUGCUCGUCCAGACGGCAGAAGGCAAGCAUAUCAGUUCGGAAGGGUAUAGUUUCGAGGUCCUCGAUAAUAAAUACCAAUGGUAUCAUACUUCCCCGGGCGAUACGGAGGACACUAUCAAGCAGCCUGCUUCAGAACCCAUCGAGAGCCUGAUCGUUUGUGUCAAAGCCACCCAAACCGUGGAAGCUCUGAGGCCACUUGUCCGCCGACUCGGUCCCGCCUCGACGAUCCUCUUUCUGCAAAAUGGGUCGGGGAUGAUUGAGGAGGUUAAUGUGCACCUGUUUACGAGCCCGAAGUCGAGGCCCAGGUACCUUGUGGGUGUCAUUUCUCACGGCGUGACGCUCAACUCGUCGUUUGAUAUCACGCAUACCGGGUUCUCCGCGACGUCCAUAGGUCUGAUGCCUCGUGAGGGGGAGAAGUUAUCAUCCGGGCCAAAUGGUCAGUCAUAUAACAGCAGCAGCAACGACAAUGAUAACUACCCCCUGCAAGCCCUCCUGCACUCCCCACGCCUAAACCUAACAUCAUACGCCUACACCUCCGUCCUCCAAUUCCAGCUCGAAAAGCUAGCCGUCAACGCCUUCUGCAACCCUCUCUGCGCGCUCAACGACGCUCCCAACGGGUUUCUCUUCACGAUCCCCGAGACACGCCGGGCUAUAUUAACCGAGAUAUCAAAGGUCGUGCUGGCGCUGCCGGAACUUGCAGACGUGCCUGGUGUGGCGGAACGGUUCUCCGUGCAGAGGUUGGAGGAGACGGUGAAUGGGAUUUUGACGAAGACGUAUAACACGACGUCGUCGAUGGUGUGGGAUCUGCGGCUGGGAGGGAGACAGAGGUCAGGUUUAUUAAUGGGUCGUGGUCGAGGAUGGGGAGGAGGGUUGGGGUAG